UCUUUUUUCUCUUGCUGUAUUUUUAGCAUGUCCUUCCUUCCACAGAUGGAAAAUGCAAGAAUUCCAGGAAAAUCUCAACACAUGUCAGUCUGAGUUUCAGAGAAGCCUCCAUGGGAAUGGGAGGUCAGGAGGGUGCGUCGCCAGCCCCACCACCCCACCCUGAGCAAUUGUACUUGAACAGACUGAGUUGCUCGGGGCUGAGCUCUCUUUCUUUCUCUCGAACUAGAAAAAUUCUUUCUUUGUGAGAAAAAAUUCUUUUGCAUGAACUCUUCCCUCUUUUUUCUUUGUGGUUGUUACAAAGACAGUAACUGUUCUCACAAGCAGUCCCACAGUCAUGGGUUUGGAUGUACAUAGUGGCUGCAAAAGGAUUCAGAAGGAAAGGAAGCACAAGUACGACCUGCAUUAGAAAAUAUUUCCAUAUUUGUGCAAUAGGAUUGGAAGAACAAGUCACCUCCAUGCUUCAAAGCUGAAAGAACAAACCUAGGCUAGAUACCAUUGCAAACUGCCACAUCAGCAAGGACUGAACCUGGCCAGAGGAACUUCUGACCAAGAAAUAAGAUUUUCUAGGUUCUGGAGAAGUCAGUAUGUUGGAUCAGAUUCAUUGGCUGGCUGCCGUGACAGUCCUGGGAGUCCUGGAGCAAGCCUACUUCUUCCUCCAGGUGAUCUAUGCUAGGAGGUUGUUUGGCAUUUCACCUCCAAAGAUCUCAGGCCCUCCUGAAUUUGAAAGGAUCUUUCGAGCACAGGUGAACUCCUCUGAGUAUUUUCCCAUCUUCCUGGCACUUCUGUGGCAGGCUGGACUCUUCUUCCAUCAAGGUCUGGCUGCAGUCUUGGGUCUGCUCUAUCUCUACGCCCGCUACUGCUACUUUAUGGGAUACAAGGCAUCAUCCUCAGAAAGACUCGCCCCGAUAUACUUCAGCGCUGGAGUUCUCUGGAUUCUCAUUGCAGUGUCAGCCCUGGGCAUCCUGCAUUUCUUCCUCUCUCACUAUGUGGGGCUGAACGUCCUCCAGUUUCUCACAGCAUGACCCACUCCUCUGUGCUUCACCACUGUAGCCACAUUUCUCCUCACAGAGAAAAGCAAGGCACGACUUCUCAAGAAUAUUUCUGGGUUUCACAUUCUCUGACCCUCAGAGAAAGGAAAAACAAUUCUUAUCUCAUUUGCUGUGCCUG
Messenger RNA from Camarhynchus parvulus, 1167 nucleotides. RefSeq names its product leukotriene C4 synthase-like. The record is from RefSeq and is a predicted model, not a curated record. The transcript has 6 exons. Gene Ontology annotation, cellular component: membrane; nuclear envelope; endoplasmic reticulum. Gene Ontology annotation, biological process: leukotriene biosynthetic process. The coding region runs from base 585 to 1022 and encodes 145 amino acids. Gene Ontology annotation, molecular function: glutathione transferase activity; glutathione peroxidase activity; leukotriene-C4 synthase activity. Lineage: Eukaryota; Metazoa; Chordata; Aves; Passeriformes; Thraupidae.